AUGGUAAAUACUUUACCAGAGAGUCGAGUCGGAGGCGGGGCGUCGAACCUUUAUGUCGGAGCCUCGGAGGUGAGGCGGGUCUUAGAGGCAAGGCGAGGAGCGGCCGGAGCUUUUGGGUCGGACUUCGGAGGUGAGGCGUCGAGCGGUCGAGGCGCGAAGAAGAGGCUUUGUCGGACUUCGCGAGUGUGUACUGUGUCGAGAGGCUUAAGACGCCGGACCGCCGGAGAUAGCGACUGUGAGAGAGAGGCGACGAGUGAUGGAGUGAGUAGGGAUGGUGCGGUUGUGGCUGUGCGAGAGCGAGAUGCAAAGGGACAUAAAUUUCUCUUUUCUCAAACCUUAAUCCCUAUUCCCUAA
Striga asiatica is the source of this 354-nucleotide messenger RNA. The record is from the annotation of a GenBank genome assembly. NCBI's taxonomy places the organism in Eukaryota, Viridiplantae, Streptophyta, Magnoliopsida, Lamiales, Orobanchaceae.